AUGUCUCAUUCUCCAACCGACAUUCCCUCAACAUCCGAAAAGGAAAUGGAGUCAACCCCAGAAAAGCCGCCUAAACAGGCCUGCGACAAUUGCCGUCGACGCAAAAUCAAGUGUUCUAGAGAGCUUCCAUGCGACAAGUGCCAGCGUCUUCUUCUCUCCUGUUCCUACAGCGACGUGCUCCGUCGCAAGGGCCCCAAGUUCCGCACGCUCUACCCUCUCGCUCCCAUCCAUCCACUCGCCUCACGACCACGUCCUCUCACCAAGGAAUGGCUGCCCCCAAACCCAGGGGCUUGCCAUUUGGCGUCCCCGACGUCUCCGCCGUCCACCGUAGCGGACGCCCAGUAUCUACAUCCAGACUUCUCGGAGUCGUUCACUCGACUACCACCCCCAGAUCUCGUCUCCUCUCCCGACUCGACAAACUCGCUAUUCGACUCGUCCACUAUCGGCGCACUCCCCGCGCCACGCCGUCUGUCGACGCCAAACCUUCUAGCCCAUGUCAAUGUCUUCCUCAAGUACCUGUUCCCGAUCAUGCCCGUCGUGAGACAGGACCAGCUGCAGCAGGACUGCCACCAGCCGGAGCGCUUGUCUCCCCAACGCUACGCUUUCAUUGCCGCUCUAUGCGCGGCCACGCACAUCCAACUGAAGCUGGACGGUGCAGCACCGGGUCCCGAGGCGGCUUCCGCGCGAGCCAGCCUCGACGGACAUCCUAUGUUGUCGGGAGAAGAACUCCUGGCUGAAGCCGUGCGCGCAAGAAAGGAAUACAACGUGGUCGACGAAAUUAACAUGGAAAACCUCCUAACCUCCUUCUUUCUCUUCGCCGCCUACGGAAACCUAGACAGACAGGAUCAGGCCUGGUUCUACCUAUGUCAGACCACGUCCAUGGUCUUCACACUAGGCCUACAACGGGAAUCCACAUACUCGAAACUAAGCGUCGAGGAAGCAGAAGAGAAAAGGAGAGUAUUCUGGCUCUUAUUCGUCACAGAAAGAGGCUACGCAUUACAACAAGCAAAACCAGUCAUGCUCCGCAACUCCAUCCACAAACCACAGGUCCUGUGCUCAGACGACCCAAUCCUAGCCUACGGCUUCAUCAACCUCAUCAACGUCUUCGAAAAGCUCAGCCCAAAUCUCUACGACUGGGUCUCCGCCGGCGGCAGCAGCGCAGACGGCGACCCCCCGCCUACUUCUUCUAUCCAAUCCAGUCUCGCCAAGCAAAUCUCCCUCGAGGGCGUCUCCGAGAUCCAGAAAGUAGACAUCCUCAUCACUCAGCAAUGGCUACAAACCAUGAUGUGGAAACUCUCCAUGACCCACGUCACACAGCCCGGCUCUCGCGAUGACGCCGUUCUCCCCUUCCACCUGCCCGUGCUAGUCGGCAAGGCCGUCAUGGGCGUCAUCGCCGCGGCAUCCCAAGGUGCUGUUGACGCUCAUGGUAUCGGAAUGGAACAAAAACUCUACGACCUCGGCACCUCCGUAGCCGACGUCUCCCGCUCCCUAAGCACAAAAGCCGCCCACCACCUCGCCGAAUCGACCAUCGACCCCCGAGAACUCCUCUGGGGCAUUCUCACAACCCUAUCCCGAAUCCGCGGUUCCCAAUCAUACCUCUUCCCAGCGCUCGUCGAGCAAAGUCGAGGCAUCAUCAGUUUCGACUGUUCGCUUUCCAUCAGUGACUUUCUGCCUUCGUUUGGUGGGCCGCCGGCUAUUAUGUGGCGGACGGGUGAAUCUGGGUUUGAUUUAUUGGGGAUCGCGGAUGAUUUGCAAGAGAGGGAGAAUGAGGGUGGGGAGGGGAUUGUGGUGGCUGGGGAGGAGAUUUCGUUUUGA
Molecule: messenger RNA, 1815 nt
Organism: Aspergillus oryzae RIB40
Lineage: Eukaryota; Fungi; Ascomycota; Eurotiomycetes; Eurotiales; Aspergillaceae
Product: putative C6 transcription factor (AmyR)
Exons: 3
Coding region: 1-1815 (604 amino acids)
Biological process (GO): DNA-templated transcription; regulation of DNA-templated transcription
Molecular function (GO): DNA binding; DNA-binding transcription factor activity, RNA polymerase II-specific; zinc ion binding
Source: RefSeq, a predicted model, not a curated record